UCGGUUCGGUUCUUUUCGGUUCGGUUCGGCUCCGCUUCGGCCAUGAGCUCCACGCAGUUCAACAAGGGGCCGUCCUACGGCCUCAGCGCUGAGGUCAAGAACAGGCUCCUGUCCAAGUAUGACCCACAGAUGGAGGCGGAGCUGAGGGGCUGGAUCGAGGGGCUCACCGGACUCACCAUUGGCCCCGACUUCCAGAAGGGGCUCAAAGACGGGAUUGUUCUGUGCACCCUCAUGAAUAAGCUGCAACCUGGCUCGGUCCCCAAAAUCAACCGCUCGCAGCAGAAUUGGCAUCAGCUGGAGAACCUGUCCAACUUCAUCAAGGCCAUGGUGAGCUACGGCAUGAACCCCGUGGACCUCUUCGAAGCCAACGACUUGUUUGAAAGCGGGAACAUGACCCAGGUCCAGGUCUCCCUCCUGGCACUGGCGGGGAAGGCCAAGACCAAGGGCCUGCAGAGCGGCGUAGACAUCGGAGUCAAGUACUCAGAGAAGCAGGAGCGGAAUUUUGAUGACACCAAGAUGAAAGCGGGGCAGUGUGUUAUCGGACUGCAGAUGGGUACCAACAAGUGCGCCAGCCAAUCGGGCAUGACGGCCUAUGGCACUCGGCGGCACCUCUAUGACCCCAAGAACCAGAUCCUGGCACCUAUGGACCACUCCACCAUCAGCCUCCAGAUGGGUACCAACAAGUGCGCCAGCCAGGUGGGCAUGACGGCACCGGGCACCCGGCGACACAUCUACGACACCAAGCUGGGCACGGACAAGUGCGACAACACGUCUAUGUCCCUGCAGAUGGGUUACAACCAGGGAGCCAAUCAGAGCGGGCAGGUGUUUGGCCUAGGGAGGCAAAUCUACGAUCCCAAGUACUGUCCCCAAGGAGGGGUGGUGGGCGACGGGGCUGGCCUCAGUCCCGGUCCCAGCUCUGAGACCCCCGAGUACCACUACUAUCAAGAGGAGGAGGGGUAUUAAACCCCCUCCUCCCCCCUCCCCCCAGCGCCACACCCCAUCUUGUUACGAGUAUCAGCACUGUCAGUCUCUCCAUCCUUUGGUUUCUUUGUUUUCUUUCCCUGGAGGUUCCCGAGGUUGGGCAAACCAGUCUUGGGAGCUUCUGAUGGUCGGGUGUGGGUGUGUAUGGGUGGGGGAAGCAGCAUCAACAGCAUUCCUUCUGAAAUACAAAUAUUUCUCCUCUUUCCUGGCUUCCUCCAUCCCAACCCCAGGGCCCGGACAGUUUUGUCCCGGCUGGCUGGUGCAGGGGAAGUGUCAGGCAAGGUCCUGGCAUGGAGCAAACUUCCUGUCUGCAGUUGGGUUUCCCACUUCAGCUUCUCUUCCGGCCGAGCUCAGUCUGUGGCGAAUCUGCCAUCAGUGAAAGCGUUGGACUUUUUUUUUUUUUAAUCUUUUUUAAUGGGGAUCGGGGCGGGGGGGAACUGUAGGGACCAAGAAGAAAUACUUGCCACUGGUUAUUGCUUUGUGGGGUGGCACCUGAUGCCCCCCUAGGACAUGGGUGAAAACUCAGUGGGGGGGCAUGGCGGGCUUGGGGUUCCAGAACCUGGGUUUCCCCCCUGCCCUCUCUCCACCCGCCACUUUUAACCAAAGUCCGAAAAAUCUGAAAUGACUUAAAUGUUUCCAAAGGGGAACAGCCGUGGGUUGGGGGUGGGGGCCUGUCUCCCCGAACCAUCUCUCUGGGCUCCUGGCUGCCCCCACCCUGGAAUUCUUUUUUCCAGAAUGGGCAGGGGUGGGCCCGUUAGGAGCCCCCAGAUACUGCACAGUGACCCUGCCGUGGUUCCCACCCCAACCCCAGGAGUUGGGCCCACAGUCUAAUGUGAAGUGGUGUUAUUUGAACAUAGGAAAUAAAGGAACCUCCUUUGUAAGAAA
Molecule: messenger RNA, 1866 nt
Organism: Tachyglossus aculeatus (Australian echidna)
Lineage: Eukaryota; Metazoa; Chordata; Mammalia; Monotremata; Tachyglossidae
Gene: CNN2
Product: calponin 2
Exons: 7
Coding region: 43-963 (306 amino acids)
Biological process (GO): actomyosin structure organization
Molecular function (GO): actin binding
Source: RefSeq, a predicted model, not a curated record